This is a messenger RNA of Varanus komodoensis (Komodo dragon), 734 nucleotides long. It is a transcript of the gene PLA1A, whose product is annotated as phospholipase A1 member A. Bases 1 to 441 code for a protein of 146 amino acids. The record is from RefSeq and is a predicted model, not a curated record. The transcript is spliced from 4 exons. NCBI's taxonomy places the organism in Eukaryota, Metazoa, Chordata, Lepidosauria, Squamata, Varanidae.
AUGACGACCAAGGACAGCUGCCAGAUGGGAGGUGGCUUGAGGCCUGCUGGUGGAGUCUGCAACAGUGUUCAAGGAGUGUUGGAAAAUGGAGGAGUGAACAUGAGGAAAUUGCCCACAGAGGUAAAGGUUUACUUGGUCACAGCUGCAUCAGCACCAUAUUGUGUGUACCACAGCCUGGUGGAAUUCCACUUGCAGGAGAGGAAAAAUUCAGAUACCCACAUUGAGAUCACCUUCCUCAGCAGCAACUCCUCCUUCAGCACCACCAUUAUCAUACCGAAGCAGGAAACCAUCGGCAAAGGCCUGUUGGCUCAUUCUGCCCCACUGUGCCAUGUGGAAGGGGUGAUGUUGCAAUAUCGCUCCAAGACCUGGAGGAGAAAGAAAGAUGAGUCCAUCGUUGUUGGCCGGUUCUGUACUGCCCCCCUGCCUGUAGAUAUAAGGUAAGCAAUGAGCAUCUUUCUAAAGCCUUCUUCAGUAAGAGAAUUAUACUGAGCUCUUUGGCUUUUAUGAUGUUUGGGGAAGGCACACAGACAAAAAGGACAUUCAUUUCCUUUCAUUGGAACUGCAGUUAAACAAUGCUCACAGUUUCAGUAUGAUGGAUGGUUUUAUAUAGGUAAAACCUAUAUUUAUCUGAAUGCCUUUUUUUAGCUCACCCAAUUCCAGAAGCUCCGGGUAGGUUACAAUAAUUUUAAACACCAAACUUGUUUUUCUCAUUCUUCCCUAUCUGCUAGGACUAC